Messenger RNA from Cyclopterus lumpus (lumpfish), 3907 nucleotides. RefSeq names its product MAM domain-containing glycosylphosphatidylinositol anchor protein 1. Gene Ontology annotation, molecular function: protein binding. The transcript is spliced from 18 exons. Gene Ontology annotation, biological process: homophilic cell-cell adhesion. The record is from RefSeq and is a predicted model, not a curated record. The coding region runs from base 198 to 3080 and encodes 960 amino acids. Lineage: Eukaryota; Metazoa; Chordata; Actinopteri; Perciformes; Cyclopteridae. Gene Ontology annotation, cellular component: plasma membrane.
AAUUGUAAAGCUCACACCGGACGCCCGCUGGAGGAGGAUAUAUAACUUUUUGUGGGUAGACACGAAGGCAGAUUGAUCUUACGGAGAGCCGAGGAAUCCUCCUCGCUGAGCCGGGAGGAGUGCGCGCGGCGCCGGGGAGCAGAUUGACCCAAAGGACGGCACCUCUACGACCAGGUUAUGACGGAACUGAGCUGAACAUGGAGCUUUUCUGGAUUUUGUUAUUUUCUAGUGUCUAUCCUCUUGCCUCGGGCCAAGGAGUUUACGCUCCAGCCAACGCCCAGAUCGUGCACUCAGGCGCAGCGUGUAACGUCAAGGAUGAUAACAUCAGUGAGAGAAUCUACACCAUCAAAGAAGGAGACACACUAGUGCUUCAGUGUAUUGUUAAAGGACACCCACGACCACAGGUACGGUGGACAAAGACGGCUGGCAGUGCAUCAGACAAGUUCCAGGAAACAUCCAUCUACAACGAGACGCUUCGCAUCGAGGGCAUCCACAGGGUGCAGGGGGGUCGCUACUACUGCAAGGCCGACAACGGGGUGGGGGUGGCUGCCAUCAAGUCCAUCCGUGUAGAUGUGCAGUACCUAGACAUACCUGUUCUGACGGUGCACCAGACCAUCAGCGAUGUGCGUGGCAGUUACUACCAGGAGAAGACGGUGUUCCUGCGCUGCACCGUCAACUCCAACCCUCCCGCACGAUUUAUCUGGAAACGUGGGAGCAUGCUCAUUGAACAGAGCAAGGACAACGGAGUGGACAUCUACGAGCCGCUUUACACUCAGGGUGAGACCAAGGUGCUGAAGCUGAAAAACCUCAGACCCAAAGACUUUGCCGAUUAUGCGUGCCAGGUGUCCGUCCGCAACGUGUGUAGCAUCGAAGACAAGUCGGUCACCUUCAAGCUCACAAAUGCCACAUCUCCCCCAAUGAUCCGGCUGUCAGUGAACGACACGGUGGUGGUGGAUCCCGGGCAGGAUGUGCUCUUAACUUGUGAGGUGAUAGCAGGUUUCCCCCUCCCCACUGUGGUGUGGUCUCGUUACCCCAGCCUCCUCCCCCUCAGCGCCCAGGUGCGAGGGCCAACACUUUUUCUGCGUGCGGUCACCCCGGCUGACGGAGGUUUCUACAACUGCACGGCUGUCAACAAUGUGGGCAACCCCGCACGCAAGAACGUCAAUCUCGUUGUCAGGACAAUGAGCAACCUGACCUUCCAGAUUACACCAGACUCAAACAAGGACAGCGAGAGCAUCCAGAUGGGUCGGGACCUCAAGCUGUCGUGCCACGUUGAUGCCACCCCACAGGACAAGGUCAACUACACCUGGUACAAGAACGGUGCACCGGUCUUCAACUCGGAUAGCCUGAUCUUGCUGCGCAGUGACCCAGACAUGGCACCCGGCACCAGUAGCUUGGAGAUUGUGGACAUGAAGUUCAGAGACUUGGCUACCUACAGCUGUGUGGCGAACUUCCUAGGGAGCAGGGGUCUGGAGCUCCGUGUGGAUGUCAAUAUCUCUCAGAACAGUGUCUCUCCUCCAGUGCUGUCGGUUCCACCAGGGGGUCAGGUAGUCAGUGUGCGAGAGGGAGGUAACGUUGAGCUGGUGUGCUUGGUGGUAGAUGGCAAACCACGUCCACCUAUACUCUGGUCACGGGCAGAAAAGGACCUGCUAAUGCCAUCGGGGAGGACAACAAUGGAGACCCCUGAUGGCCGCUUAAGGCUGAAGAACGUCAGUCGGGACAUGAUGGGGGCGUACCGGUGCCAGACUGCUCCAUACAACGGGCUUAACAUCAAACGAAGGGAGGCACAGGUCCAACUCAAUGUGCAGUAUCCUCCCAUACUGGAUCCAGUCUUCCAAGAUGCGCGUUCGAGGAACUAUCAGAUGGUGACCCUGAGGUGUACCGUCAUGCGGUCAAACCCGCCACGCCUCACAGACAUCCGCUGGUUCCGUAACGGCGACUCCAUCCGCAUGCCCAUGCCAGACCUGAAGGAGACGCCGGAGCUGAAGUUUAAGCUGGAACCCACCAACAACGGCUCUUAUGAGUGCAGAGUCAGCAAUAGUGCAGGGACAUCAACAUGCACAUUUAAUGUCUCUGCACAACCUUACAAUGCUGAGUUCUACUUUGACACACCCAAUCCAGUGCGAAUCCUAAAAGGAAACAACUACUCCUACAACCUGCAGUGGACACAGAGAGAUCCAGAGGCUACGGAUCGUAUCAUAGGCUACUGGGUUAAUGUCCGAAAGAACAAGCAGAAUGUGCUGUCAAAGCAGAUAGACCUCAAGGGCAAGGAGCCAGAGAAGGGUGUGCUGAUAUCCCACGCCAUAUCAGACCUGAAAAUCCCUCUGUCCUACGAGGUCCGACUGGCCCCUAUCACCACCUACAGCACUGGGGACUACGUCAGUCGCAUCAUACAGUACUCAGAACCCUACACAUAUCCAAGGCCUUCAGACCAUGUGUGUGGUUUUGAGGAUGACAGGAUUUGUGGUUUCUCACAAGACCGGAGUGAUAUCUUUGAUUGGACGAGACAGAAUCACCUGACACAGAACCCCAAGCGAUCUGCCAACACUGGCCCCGAGACUGACCGCAGUGGAACCAAGGAAGGGUACUACAUGUACAUUGAAGCGUCACGGCCGCGUCUUCAGGGGGACAAGGCGCGUUUGCUUUCUCCACUUUUCAAUGUGACCUCAGUGAGGGGCCCCAAAGGCUCCGGCAGGGUCCCAUAUUGCGUCUCUUUCUACUACCACAUGAAAGGCAAACAUAUCGGCACUCUCAAUGUUCUCCUUAGAGUGAGAAGCAUUGCCUCUGUGGACUCGGUAGUGUGGAUAAAGUCUGGUCAUCAGGGCCCGGACUGGAGGAAAGCAUUCUUGGACAUCAGCCCCAGUGGACCCUUCCAGAUUGUGUUUGAAGGAAUUCGAGGCACGGGUUUCGAGGGAGAUAUUGCCAUUGACGACGUGUCCAUCACCGUCGGGAAGUGCAAGCAGGGGAACACUGUAGCCAGCGCAGGUAAGACAGUUCUGAUCGGGGGAUCACACUCGCUCCCAUUGGCCAGCUGGCUGACCUUUGGCCUCUCCGGCAUCCUGUCGCUACUCUACAGAUGAUGAGCACUUCCUGCUACACCACCUGUCAGAAGUGACAGACACUGCCCUUACUCGCCCCCUAAUACUUCUCUCUCUACCUUUCUCCCUGUCUGUACCUCUAAUUACCUGUAUCCCUGUCUGUCCUUCUCAACUCAAUGUCUUUCUGUCCUGGCAUCCAUUUCAUCCUUCUUCCUUAGAUAAGUGGUCACACAAAGUCUUAGUCUAGUUUCUUCUCCUCUGCUUUCUUUCAACAUUUUCCCCCAGACACUCAGUAUAACCAACAAACGCGCAUACUGUAUUUAAGGUGAACACACUUAGUGAUCUUUAAGGUUGAACUUCACAACUCUAUUAAUUUGAUUAGAUUCACAUGAUCCAUGUCAGCGUCUCACUUUGUCACCUUUUCCUCUCCUUCAUCAACCUUCAUUUAUACAUGGACCCUCUUAUGUAUCUCCACUCCCUCGAAAUGCGAUCCCCAACGGCCCCACCACCCUAUUCCCCAGACACCAAAGUGUCGGACACUCAACCAAAGAUGACAAAGGACCUGAGGGAAUAAAACGAGGGAACAGGGAUUCCAGGAAGAAAGUAAAAGAGAGAGAAAGAGAGAGAGAAAGUGGGUAAAGUCCUUCUUUUUCACAAAGACCGUCUGCCUUCCGUCCCAACCUUUGGGGCUAUGGGAGAAACUGAAUGACAAAGAGACACACAAAGAAGAACUGUUCAAUGAAUGAAUGAAUAAACAAAUGAAUACUGAGUAAAGGACGAACCAGAAACAGAGGGAAAAGAAGUGUGCUCCUGGUAGCCUCUCUGCUUGCCCUCUGCUUGCCACAAGAGACAAACCUCAGUGCGGACUA